AUGUAUGAGCUAUACCGAGAUGAAAAUAAAUGGAGACAUACGGCCAGCAUGAGUACAUACGGUUGUGUAUUCAAAACUUUGAAUCUGUCCUUCCACCAUCCCAAAAAGGAUCAAUGUAGCUUGUUCCUUACCUACAGAAAUGCCAAUGAUGAAGCCAAAAUCACUCUAGAGGAAAAGUACAAUAAACAUAUUUCAGAGAAAAAAAGAGUAAGCUAUUAUCCUACAAGUUAUAAAUCCUUGGAUAUCAUCUUAUUUCGUAGAUUCUCUAAUGUAUCCGUGAGACAAAGCGCCAUGUCACUGGGAAAAAGUAAACGACGCGAUUAUCAUUGUAUGCGUGAAGCAUCAUCAACGCCACAUUUGGCGACCACGUUUGCAGAUGUGCAGCGUUUGAACAGAGAACAGCUGAAGAACGAGAAACCGGGUAAGCAUACCAAGAAUUCUCAGAACAACGUAAAUAUGUAA
Molecule: messenger RNA, 462 nt
Organism: Acanthoscelides obtectus
Lineage: Eukaryota; Metazoa; Arthropoda; Insecta; Coleoptera; Chrysomelidae
Source: the annotation of a GenBank genome assembly